CUCGUCACAUAAACUUGCAUCAGAUUCUUCUUCGUCGUCGCCGUUGUCGCACAAUGUCGUCUUCUUCGUUCAGAUCAUCUUCAGUUUCAGUUUCAGAUAAUAGCUUCAGGCUAAACUUCGACGAGCUUCGAUGGGUGAUGGAGAUUCGAAAAACCCUAGAGGAAGAACAUGAAGAAGAAGGUGAAUUCACAGUGUCAAUCUUCAACGUGCCGAAGCUGCUCAUGGUUUGUGAUCCAGAUUCGUAUGUGCCUCAACAAGUGGCCAUAGGACCAUACCAUUAUUGGCGACCAGAGCUGUAUGAGAUGCAGAGGUACAAGCUUGCUGCUGCAAGAAGAUUCCGAAAGCAUCAUCUGCAGAAUCACCACAAGUUUGAAGACCUUGUACAUCAGAUGACCAAGUUGGAGCCCAGGAUUCGAGCAAGCUACCACAAGUAUUUGGAUUUCAACGGCGAAACGUUGGUGUGGAUGAUGAUCAUUGACGCCUCAUUCUUGCUUGAGUUCCUUCAAGUUUAUGCAAUCCAAGAAGGAAACAAAAUACCUGGAAUUUCCUCCAGAAUGUCUCACUUGGUGGAUUAUGCAGGGAAGAAGUCAGCCCACAAUGCAAUUCUAAGGGACAUAGUUAUGCUGGAGAAUCAAAUCCCUUUGUGCGUUUUAAGGAAGAUGCUGGAGUUCAAGUUCUCGUCACUAGACGAUGCAGAUCAUUUCCUGUCUCUCAUGCUAAUCGGGUUGUUUAAUGAACUCUCCCCCUUCAAAAUGAUGCAGGAUUAUCCAGAUGUUCAGAUCUCAGAGAGUGCUCAUUUGCUGGAUUUCUUUUACGACAUGAUUGUUCCCAGAACUAAUAAUGAUCAACAGCCUGAUCUGGUUAUUCAGGUGGAUGAGUUUAUUGAAUCCAAAGGAGGGAACAAUGGUGAGGAAUCGAACGCGAACUCAAGCUAUUUGAAGAAAUUCCUCAGAGAGGUAUGGAAGAUUCUUUCAAAACUAAACAGAGGGCCUGCGAAAUUAAUCAAGAAGGUAUUGCUUUCUAGACCCCUGAAAGUGUUUGUUAAGUUGCCAUGGACAAUAAUCUCAAACCUACCUGGAGUUAAACUCAUCAAAAAACCUGUUGAAUACUAUUUUAACUUCACACAAGAAGAAAAGCCAGAAAAUGGUUCGGCUUCUAAUAGUCUCAUUGAGAAGCCACCAUUAAUAGAGGAAAUCACAAUCCCAUCUGUUACUGAACUCAUGAAAUCUGGGGUUCGUUUCGUACCCACUAACGGAUCCGUAUCAGGCAUCAAAUUUGACCCAAAAACACGCACUUUACACCUUCCAAAAGUUGGCCUAGACGUCAACACUGAAGUGUUCUUGAGAAAUUUAGUUGCCUUUGAAGCAUCAGUAGCAUCAGGGCCUUUGGUUUUGACACGAUACACAGAAUUAAUGAAUGGGAUUGUGGAUGGUGAUGAGGAUGCUAAAGUGCUUAGAGAAAGAGGGGUGAUUCUGAACCACUUGAAGAGUGAUGAAGAAGUGGCUGACUUGUGGAAUGGGAUGAGCAAGUCCAUAAAGCUGACGAAAGUGCCAUCGUUGGAUAAGGUGGUUGAAGAUGUGAACAAGUAUUAUGAUGGAAGAUUGAAGGUGAAAGCCUGGAAAUUCAUGAGGAGUUAUAUCUUUGGGUCGUGGCAGUUCUUGACGUUUUUGGCUGCAAUUUGUCUCUUGCUUUUGAUGAUCUUGCAAGCUUUUUGCUCGGUCUAUACUUGUAAUCGUUACUUUCAAAUGGCUGUUUCUCACUGAUUCAUUCUUCUUCAACCUCUCAUUUCUGAUGGAGUUCUGAAAUCUGUGUGAGCUCGAGUGGCCAACAUGUUGACUGUCCACAAACUUCCUGGAUAAGUUUCUUUUAAUUUUUCUUCAACUUUUGAAUUGUUAUGAAUUGUGAAAUGUAUUUGUAAUUAAUUGACUUUCUUAUGGCCAUCA
Prosopis cineraria is the source of this 1943-nucleotide messenger RNA. Its product is annotated as putative UPF0481 protein At3g02645. The coding region runs from base 54 to 1763 and encodes 569 amino acids. The record is from RefSeq and is a predicted model, not a curated record. The transcript is spliced from 2 exons. NCBI's taxonomy places the organism in Eukaryota, Viridiplantae, Streptophyta, Magnoliopsida, Fabales, Fabaceae.